CUAAACUGACCAAUCAGUGCUAAAAUCUGUCUACCACGUGACUAUUCGCGAGCAUUGGGAAGCGUCCAUAGGCGGGGACAAUAGUGGGCCUGGCUCGUGCGUUUGGUUGUGUAGACUCUGAGUAGCUGUUUUGGACUGGACUGAUUUUCACCACACCUUAUUUUUUGGACGGCUUCAUACACAGAUGUUACAUCAUAUUCCACUGGAUAUGUACAUGGAAUAGUUUAGGAUCCAACUCAUAUUUGUUUCUUUCUUCAUGGAUGGCAUGGCUUUUGAAGAAACGUGAUUUUUCAUAAGUGUUUGCAAACUCGUGGGAAAUACUAAGAAAAGUUACUGUUCAAGUGAAGUUUCAUUCCAAAGAUGGAUCAGCAGGCAGCUGGAGGGGAGGACCCAAAUAAACCCUCCAAAAAGAAAUCCAGUGAGGAUGAGAGCAAAAACAAAAAACUGAACAUACACAUAAAAACAUUGGCUGAUGACAUGCGUGACAGAAUCACCAGUUUUCGAAAGCAAGGCAUGAAGAAGGAGAAGCCUCUUAUCCAGCACCCCACAGACCCUAUCUCUACCCAGACCGAGCUGCCUGUGCCCCAGCCAUUCUUCGACGAGCGUUCCAUGAAUCUGUCAGAGAAAGAGAUUGUGGACUUGUUUGAGAAGAUGAUGGAGGACAUGAACCUGAACGAAGAGCGCAAGGCCCCCCUGCGAGGAAAGGACCUGAGCACUAAACGGGAGAUGGUGGUCCAGUACAUUUCGGCAACAGCCAAAUCUAUAACUGGGAGCAAAGUUGCGGGUGGACUGAGGAACAGCAAGCAUGAGUGUACGCUCUCAUCACAGGAGUAUGUGCACGAGCUGCGCUCGGGCAUCUCUGAAGACAAACUGCUCAACUGCCUGGAGUCCCUGCGUGUGUCCUUGACCAGCAACCCCGUCAGCUGGGUGAAUAACUUUGGCCAUGAAGGUCUCGGACUGCUUUUGGAUGUGCUGGAGAGGCUUCUUGACAAGAAACAGCAAGAGAACAUUGACAAGAAGAACCAGCAUAAACUCAUUCAGUGCCUCAAGGCCUUCAUGAACAAUAAGUAUGGCCUCCAACGGAUCUUGGGGGACGAACGAAGCCUCCUCCUCCUCGCAAGGGCUAUCGAUCCCAAGCAGACUAAUAUGAUGACUGAGAUUGUCAAGAUUCUGUCAGCUGUUUGUAUCAUCGGAGAGGAGAACAUUUUGGAUAAGAUCCUGGCAGCUAUGACCAUUGCUGCAGAGAGGAAUAAUAAGGAGAGAUUUGCUCCGAUAGUGGAGGGGCUGGAGAACCACGAAGCCCAGCAGCUACAGGUGGCCUGCAUGCAGCUGAUCAAUGCCCUCGUUACAUCGCCAGAUGAUUUAGACUUCAGGAUACACUUACGAAAUGAGUUUCUACGCUGCGGCCUCAAGAAGAUCCUACCAGAGCUGAAGGAGACGGAAGAGCUCGACAUUCAGCUGAAGGUGUUUAAUGAAAAUAAGGAGGAGGAUUCCAUCGAACUGUCUCACCGACUAGAUGACAUCCGUGCGGAGAUGGAUGAUAUGGGUGAGGUGUACCAUCUCCUGUCCAACAUGGUGAAAGACACGGGCUCAGAACCAUACUUCCUAUCCAUCCUCCAGCACCUGCUGCUCAUCAGGAAUGAUUAUUAUAUCAGGCCUCAGUAUUACAAGGUGAUUGAGGAGUCUGUGUCCCAGAUCGUCCUCCACCGUAGUGGGAUGGACCCUGAUUUCGCCUACAGGGAGCGACUGGAUGUGGACUUCAGUCAUCUCAUUGAUCAGUGCGUGGAUAAAGCCAAAGUGGAAGAGAGCGAGCAGAGAGCGGCUGAAUUCUCCAAAAAGUUCGACGAGGAGUUCAGUGCACGGCAGGAGGCGAAGGCUGAGCUGCAGAAGCAGGAGGAGAAAAUCAAGGAGCUAGAGUCUCAGAUCAACACCCUGCAGGCCCAGUUGACUAGUGAGAGAGACAAGCUAAGAGAGGCAGAGAAAAGCAUCAGCGAAAGAAACAGCAAGGUUGCGGUGGGACCUGGAGCAGCUGGUUCUGUUCCUCCACCACCACCACCAGCGGGGGGAAUUGCACCUCCGCCUCCGCCUCCUCCACCACCACCAAGUGGAGACAUUCCACCUCCUCCGCCUCCUCCUUGUCCUGCAUCUCUGGGACCUCCACCUCCACCACCUCCACCUGGCUUCGGACCUCCACCACCUCCGGGAAUGCCUUUGGCUCCUCCUCCACUCAUUGUCCAGCUGCCUUAUGGACUUGUGCCCAAGAAGACCUACAAACCUGAGAGCGUCAUGAAGCGGGUGAACUGGUCCAAGAUAGUGCCUCAGGAGAUGGCGGAAAAUUGCUUUUGGCUCAAAGUCAAAGAGGAGCGGUUUGAGAACCCGGACAUGUUCAGCCAGCUUUCACUGUCCUUCUCUUCUAAAUCCAGAGUGAAAAAGGACGUGGAAGAAACAGAUGACAGGAUGACACAAUUCAAGAAAAAAGCGAAAGAGCUGCGAAUUCUGGAUGCCAAGACAGCCCAGAAUCUGUCAAUUUUCCUGGGAUCAUUCCGGCUGCCUUAUGAAGAGAUCCGGGAUAUCGUGCUGCAGGUGGAUGAGGAGAGGCUAAGUGAAGCACUAAUCCAGAACCUGAUCAAAAACCUUCCUGAGCAGAAGGAGCUGAGCAAUCUGGCCGAGCUAAAGAACGAAUAUGAGGAGCUUUGUGAAUCGGAGCAGUUUGGAAUAGUGAUGAGCUCAGUCAAGAUGCUCCGUCCCCGACUGAACGGUAUCCUAUUCAAGCUGACAUUUGAGGAGCAAGUGAACAACAUCCGGCCCGACAUCAUGAACGUGACAUUUGCAUGCGAGGAGGUGAAGAAGAGUGAAGGUUUCAGUAUGCUCCUAGAACUGGUGCUGCUAGUCGGGAAUUACAUGAACUCUGGCUCCAGAAACGCUCAGACAUUCGGCUUCAACGUCAGCUUCCUCUGCAAGCUUCGUGACACCAAGUCAACAGACCAGAAUACAACUCUUCUGCACUUUCUGGCCGAGAAAUGUGAAGAAAAGCAUCCUGAGGUCCUGAAGUUCCCUGAUGAGCUUGAGCAUGUUGAAAGUGCCAGCAAGUUAUCUGCCCAGAUCCUGAAAGCCAGCCUGGACACAAUGGAACGGCAUAUUCAGAGACUGGAGAGCGACAUCCAGAACUUCCCCAAGACUGAUGACAAGCAGGAUAAGUUUGUUGAAAAAAUGUCGGGCUUCUCCAAGCAUUCACGAGAGCAGUACGAGAAGCUCUCCACCAUGCACAAGAACAUGCAGAAGCUGUACGAGAGCCUUGGGAGCUACUUCGCCUUCGACCCCCACACCGUCAGCAUUGAGGACUUCUUCGGAGACCUGGCUAACUUCCGCAACCUCUUCAUGGAUGCUGUGCGGGAGAAUCACAAGAAGAGGGAGACGGAGGAGAAGAUCAAGAGAGCCAAGCUGGCAAAGGAGAAAGCUGAGCGAGAGAAACUAGAGAGACAGCAGAAGAAGAAACAGCUGAUUGACAUGAACAAAGAAGGUGACGAGACGGGGGUGAUGGACAGUCUGAUGGAAGCCUUGCAGUCUGGAGCAGCCUUCCGUGACCGCAGGAAACGAACCCCACGCAAUGGUGAUCAAAGUCCUUCCUGUUCUGCACCUCGGUGGCCGGGUGCUAACCAUGACAACCGUCGCACUGGUUUGGAAAGAUCCCGUUCGCGCCACAAUGCAAACCCUAUGGUCCGAUGAUCGCUUGCCGGCUAAGGACGUUUGCCAAGUGCCAAAGACCCAAGAGUGGGGACAACACUGAGGAGGGCUGAAGAGGAAUGGAGAGAGAGCCCUUCUGCAUUCGCAUACAUCCACAUCCACACGUACAUGCAUACAGAGCGCAGAACAAACCUCAAGAUGUGCGUCACAGCUCCAGACACUUCAUCACAGGAUUACUUGACCCUCACUUCUCUCUGAAGCCUUAUAUACUACAUGCUCUUUGUGCAUUGGGCCUAUUCAAUUUAGUGGUGUUUGUUUGUUUGUUUGUUAUUUUCAUGAUUACGCCGGUUCUGUUUAUAUCUCAGCGCAUCUCACCAAGCUAACUCCCCUGAUCUGCCUCACGUCCACCUCGCUAUCUGCAAACAAUCAAUGAUUGGCUGCGGUUUGAUCUCUCGCUAUUGGAUUUUUUGACGCACGAACACGCUCUUGUUGACAAAAGGCCAAAAACACCAUAAGGGACUGCGUGAUUCUGUAUGCAUAUCAGCAAAAGAACUUUAUUUGCAGUGUUGAUUGAACAAAACCUUGACUUGAAUGAUUCUGCCUGCCCCCUUUAUUUCUUUUGACUGAAAAAAAAAAGAAUAUUUCCAGUCUGUAAUUCUCACCAUCAGCCAUUUAAUCUCUGAUCACUGCCUCUCUUUAUAUAUUACAGAUCCUAUAUAUGUAGCGAAAUGAAAAAGCUGCUGAUAUUAGCUUCAGUGCUACCAUGUGUACACAUUUGUGCUGUGUAAGAGCUGCCAGUGCCACAAGGUACCUGAGGUGGUUGAAAGAUAUUGCUCUUUAUCUACGGUACACACUUCAAAGAUUCGUAGACGUUUCUCUUGCAAAGUCAAAGGUUUUAUUAAGUGAAUCUGCAGAUAUACGAAUCAAAGAGAUGCCAUUCAUUUCAGUUUUCAAACAUGUUACAGGUUUUCUUCGUGAUUUCUUGGUAAGUCACUGUGCUUUUAGCUUUUAGCCCUCUUGUAGAAGAGAAUUUUAGUGAACUGUAGCUUAGUGUUUUUUCAAGACCCACUGGUCAUCUUUAAGAGCUCUCUCACUGGCCUGCCACAUUUACCUCUCCAUCUCAGCACUGAAAACUGUCCAAAACAUUACAAAGAAGUGUAUUUAUCAGAUUUAGUUUCAAAGCUUGUCUUUCACAAUUUGCAAAAUAUGUAUUUAUUCAGUUUGCCAGAUUUCGCCCGAAGCCUUUUAUAUGUGAACAUUAACCCGAUUCUAGUGAGGAGUCCUUUUGGAUAUGAGGAUGUUCAGCCGUAGACGGUGACAGUGAGGCGAUGUUCACAACAUGGUGGCUGUCUUCAUGUGAAAACCAUUAGUGAAAUCUUUCCGCCUUCUCCCCUCACUCUUGCUUGUGGCAUGAGUAGUCAUUUUCCAUAAUGUUUUCUCCCCCCCCAUGUCCAUAACACCGCAGGCAACAGUCUCUUAUGGGUGACUGGAGUCAUACUGACUCAUACUGGUACAUGCCAUGCUGAAAUCUUCUGCAUUUGUAAAUGAGGGGAAACUGUUAAGUCUGAGCCACCAAUGCAAGCGUAUAGAGUACAGAACACAGUACUGUUAAACAAACCACUGUUAGUCAGGCUUUCUCCUCACACUGUGUUUGUCAUACACUCUCUCAGGAGAGAGAGGAAAGGUCGAGAUGCAGCAAAUCGCAAUCCAUUGAUUUGCUUUUCUAAUUAAAACUGCCCUUUGAAUGGUUUCCAACACCACACAACAGAAGCUGUGCUCGGCUCUCAUGGCUCUCACUAUUGGUUAUUUUAAACUCAUGUUAAUGGUAAUUACAGCAUCCACACACUGUCAGUGCAGACACCUCCGACAUGCAUUGUUAUUUCCCAGUCAGACUCUAGUUACAUAUAUUAUGUGACUGGCAGAGGCACUGGCACAAGAGAAUUUGUAAUCUUUUUUGGGUAGAAAUAUAGUUGUUUUUUUGUUUUGUUUUUUAUAGGGCCUGGUUUUGAAUAAUGUGCCAAACUUUCAUGAGGUAAAAAGUUACUAUACUGAGAUUUCAUACGAUGAUUAUGAAAAUGAAUGAAAAACGGAGGAUUUUCAUUUAAAUCACACUAAGAUUUUCAAUAUGAAAGUAAAGUGAUGAAUCGCAACUAGCAACCACUCAGACUCUGAAGAGAUGUAGGGCUUAGGGAUGUCAUCAUUUUUACAACGCUAAUAUCAAAUGUUCAUGAAAUUCUCUUCAAAGUUGUGUAAUUUAUAGAUUUUUUCCCCCCUCUUUCCUAAGAAAACAUUGUUUUUUACCAGUGAUCUUCCUCUCCAUCUGUGAUAUUGGUGUUAAACUUGUGUAUUACUAUAGGCUAAUAUAUAUGUGUUGUGCAUUUGAUAGAGAGUAUAUCCUAAUGCAGGUUAGAGUCUGCAGGUGACUGACUGUGUAACAUUGUAAGUCAGAUCCAGUAUUUUAAUUGGAUGUUAGGCAGAGACCAGAAGCAGGCAAGAACAUAUGAAGUUACUAGUGCCAAUUUGGGUCCUCUGCUGCCUCAUUUGUUCACAUUUGUUCAAUAUUCUCGGUUCAGAUUGUAUGAUGGUGCACUUUAACUUGUUAAAUAUAGACCUGGAGCGAUCUUUUAAUUUGUGAUUUCUUUGCAUAUCAUUGCCAAAAUAGACUGCUUGCAUGUACGGUAACCAUUCUUGACAAGUGAUUCAAUCUCCAUUCUCUCCAAAGCCUCCUCUAGUUCUCUCUUAUUCCCUCACAUUAUAAUUGGCACUUGGAACAAGAUCAAAGUUAAAUGGGUGAAAACAACUGCAACUGUCUCAGGACAUUGUUUUUAUUUUUUAGGUAAUGUAAGACUCCAUAGCCCUGCCUUCUUUUUUUUUUUUUUUCCUUGACAUUGUGUUUAUUGUCUUAUAAGCAAUUUAUAUUUGUAACAUCUUUUAAGUUUAUUUUUAUCUGACUAAAAAAAAAAAAAAAAAAGUGAAAAUGGUUAUGCACACUGUUCCCAAGUAUGUAACAGAAUAUCAUACUAAAUAAUAACCACUUUCUCCAAAAAAAAAAAAAAGUGUCUCUUUUAUUUCCAUAAUGAGUUAUGAAUUAUGCCUUCUUUUGAUGCAGACUCACGCUGUGUCCUAACCAGCCCCUAAAGCACUAAACGCUGGAAUGGUUUUAU
This is a messenger RNA of Onychostoma macrolepis, 6848 nucleotides long. RefSeq names its product diaphanous-related formin 2 (gene diaph2). Gene Ontology annotation, cellular component: actin filament; cytoplasm. The record is from RefSeq and is a predicted model, not a curated record. The transcript is spliced from 31 exons. Gene Ontology annotation, biological process: actin cytoskeleton organization; actin filament polymerization. Bases 361 to 3726 code for a protein of 1121 amino acids. Gene Ontology annotation, molecular function: microtubule binding; actin binding; small GTPase binding. Lineage: Eukaryota; Metazoa; Chordata; Actinopteri; Cypriniformes; Cyprinidae.